Molecule: messenger RNA, 3452 nt
Organism: Camellia sinensis
Lineage: Eukaryota; Viridiplantae; Streptophyta; Magnoliopsida; Ericales; Theaceae
Product: C2 calcium/lipid-binding plant phosphoribosyltransferase family protein
Source: RefSeq, a predicted model, not a curated record
AGCUAAAGAAUAUGGUCUCCUAAAGCAAUAAAGCUCCCUUGCACAUGAAGUCAAGCACUUUUUCUUCUUCUUGUCUCUCUCCUCCUUUCUUUACCCUUCCAUCAUCCAGCCAAAAACUCCACUUCUCUCUCCGCGUAUACACACACACAGACACAUAUAUAUCUGUAUGAACACACUGUAACUCUCAAACCCAUAUCACAAACAAUGUGAUAAUCCAUCCUAAAAUUCCCAAAACCCAAACUACACACACAACUUCUUCUUCUCAAUCUUCACACCAUGUCUAAAAUUAGAAAACUGAUAGUUGAAGUGAUCGACGCUCGAGAUCUCCAACCCAAAGACGGACUCGGGACGUCGAGUCCCUAUGUAGUUCUCGACUACUACGGGCAGAGGCGUCGAACCCUUACGGCGGUUAAAACCCUCAACCCGACGUGGAACGAAAAGCUUGAUUUCAAUGCUGGAAAAACCUCCAACGUGUUCGAAGACAUACUCGAGGUCGAGGUUUACCAUGACAAGUUGAUCGGACCGACUAGUCGGAACAACUUUCUGGGUCGACUCAGACUCAGUGCGAGUCAAUUCGUCAGCAGUGGUGAGGAGGCUUUGAUUUAUUAUACUCUGGAGAAGAAACACUUGUUUAAUUGGAUUAAGGGUAAGUUGGGUUUGAAGAUUUAUUAUGCGGAUGAGGAAAUUCCACCACCUCCGCCGCCGCCGCCGCCGGCCGUGGAGGAAGUGAAGCCACCGGCGGAGGAACCCAAACCGGCUGAAGAAGCUCCGGCGCCGACAGUGGAGCCGCCGUUGAAUGGCGGUGAGAAACCCAGUGAAGAACAGCCGCCACCAGCACCGCCGCCGCCACCUCCACCUCCACCACCGGAAAAUGCUGCGGCUGAAGUGGAAAAGCCGCCGGAAUCUGAACCCCCACAACAAGGAGGUGGGAAUCCAGUGGAACCAGCACUGCGGCAACAGCCAAUACAGCCGGAUAUUUUAAUAACGAGAUCAGUGUCCGAUGUUAACAAUCUUGGUUUCAACGGUCCUAGGCCUAUCCCUCGCCUAUCUUCAGUCGCUUCAGUCAGUAGCUUCGCUUCGGAUAUUUCGAUCGAACGGACCUCGUUUGAUCUUGUCAACAAAAUGCAUUACCUCUUUGUUCGGGUCGUGAAAGCCCGUUCACUUCCUACAAAUGGGAACCCGGUUGUGAGAAUAAGAGUCUCGGGUUGUCAAGUACUAUCCAGACCCGCUCGAAAAACCCCUUUAUUUGAGUGGGACCAGACGUUUGCCUUCGCCCGCGAUGCACCUGAUGAGUCCUCCUCCGACUUGGAAGUCUCGGUUUGGGAUCCACUAAAGUCCAGCUCAGCAGACCUUGGAUCCGACGUGGCAGGGCAUAACUUCUUAGGUGGGUUAUGUUUUGAUGUGACCGAGAUCCCCUUGCGAGACCCACCAGAUAGCCCUUUGGCCCCACAGUGGUACAGAUUGGAAUCUGAAGGUGGUGGACCUCACAUGAGCGAUCUGAUGCUUGCCACGUGGGUUGGUACGCAGGAAGACGAAUCAUUUCAUGAUGCGUGGAAGACGGACACAGCCGGUAACCCCGGUUCUCGGUCAAAAGUGUACCAAUCGCCAAAGCUAUGGUAUUUGAGACUAACGGUGCUCGAAGCCCAAGAUAUCUUUCCGUUAAUUCCGUCAAAAGAAUUGUCUCUCCAAAUCAAAGCCCAACUCGGUUUUCAAGUUCUGAAAACCAAACCCUCCAUUACACGUAACGGAUCUCCGUCAUGGAAUGAGGAUUUGAUGUUCGUAGCCGCCGAGCCGUUCACAGACCACCAACUAAUAAUUUUUCUAGAAAAUCGGCAACCAAAAGAAUCGGUGAGACUGGGGGUUGCUACCAUACCACUGAUGUCCAUAGAGAUAAAGCUUGAUCGCCUGGUCGCAUCAAGGUGGUUUAGUUUCGAUGAUCCAAACGAAGAAAAGAAGAAAUACAAAGGUAGAAUCCAGCUACGGGUCUGCUUUGACGGUGGAUAUCACGUGAUGGACGAGGCGGCCCACGUAUGCAGCGACUAUCGUCCGACCGCGAGGCAACUUUGGAAACCCCCGGUGGGAAGAGUCGAGCUAGGGAUCGUUGGAUGCAAAAACUUACUACCCAUGAAGACAAUCAACGGUAAAGGAUCCACCGACGCCUAUGCUGUGGCAAAGUAUGGGAACAAAUGGGUACGUACACGUACGAUCUCUGAUAGUUUGGAACCUAAGUGGAACGAACAGUACACGUGGAAGGUCUAUGAUCCAUCAACUGUGUUGACUGUUGGGGUGUUUGAUAGUUGGGAAGUAUUCGAGAUGGACGGUCCUAAAGAGUCCACGCGUCCAGAUUUUCGUAUUGGGAAGGUACGGAUACGUAUAUCUACUCUGCAAAAAGGUAAGGUGUACAAGACUACAUAUCCGUUAAUUUUGUUGACUCAUACUGGGUUGAAGAAAUUGGGUGAGAUGGAGUUGGCUGUACGGUUUGUUCGUGAAACUGCGACGCUUGAUUUCUUACACGUGUACUCACAACCAUUGUUUCCAUUAAUGCACCAUAUCAAGCCACUUGGCGAGGGACAACAAGAGAUGUUGAGGACCACAGCUGUGAAGAUCACGGCCGCACACUUGGCAAGAUCUGAGCCACCACUUCGACGAGAAGUGGUGACGUGUAUGCUCGAUGCGGACUCGCACGCUUUCAGCAUGCGGAAAGUGCGUGCUAAUUGGUGCAGGAUCAUCAACGUGGUGGCUGGGGUGACUGACGUGGUCAAAUGGGUGAAUGACACGCGUGCAUGGAAGAACCCGACUGCCACGUUGCUAGUCCACGCAUUGCUAGUGAUGUUAGUGUGGUUCCCUGAUCUGAUUGUCCCCACAUUGGCAUUCUACGUGUUCGUGAUCGGAGUGUGGAAUUAUCGAUUCAAGUCGAGGGACCCACUACCCCACUUUGAUCCGAAGAUCUCGUUGGCUGAGUCGAUCGAUCGCGAUGAGCUCGAUGAGGAGUUUGAUGGGAUGCCGAGUAAUAGGCCGCAUGAAGUGGUUCGGGUGAGGUACGAUAAGUUGAGGAUGCUUGGGGCACGUGUCCAGACAGUAUUAGGUUAUUUCGCGACGCAAGGGGAGCGUGCACAAUCGUUGGUGACAUGGCGGGACCCACAUGCCACGGGGAUAUUUGUGGUGCUGUGCUUAAUUGUUGCGUUGAUUUUGUACCUGGUACCAUCCAAGAUGGUGGCAAUGGCAUUUGGAUUCUAUUAUCUUCGGCAUCCCAUUUUUAGAGAUCGAAUGCCAACUCCGGCAUUGAACUUUUUUAGGAGGUUGCCGUCUCUCUCUGAUCGGAUUAUGUAGGUUGAUUUUUACUAAAAUAAAUUAUGGCAUUAGUUAAUAAUAAUGGUUGAAAUUCAUAGAGUAUUUUGUUGAAGUAAAAAAACUGAGCCUAUGAUCAGGUUAUGCAGUUUUGAUUCUUAUUA